Messenger RNA from Eremothecium sinecaudum, 753 nucleotides. It is a transcript of the gene SDO1, whose product is annotated as guanine nucleotide exchange factor SDO1. The record is from RefSeq and is a predicted model, not a curated record. Lineage: Eukaryota; Fungi; Ascomycota; Saccharomycetes; Saccharomycetales; Saccharomycetaceae. The transcript has a single exon. Gene Ontology annotation, biological process: cytosolic ribosome assembly; ribosome biogenesis. The coding region runs from base 1 to 753 and encodes 250 amino acids.
AUGGCUGUUAUAAAUCAGCCUUCCGGCCAAAUAAAAUUGACCAAUGUGUCUUUGGUCAGACUGAAAAAGGCAAAAAAGCGGUUUGAAGUAGCUUGUUAUCAAAAUAAGGUUCAAGACUAUCGUAAUGGCGUUGAAAAGGACUUAGAUGAGGUGCUGCAAAUUCAUCAAGUCUUUUUGAACGUCUCAAAGGGCCUUGCAGCCCCUAAAGAUGAUCUUCUAAGCGCGUUUGGGACUACGGACCAGGAUUUAAUCAUUAUAGAGAUUUUAAACAAAGGUGAAAUUCAACUUUCUGAGAAGGAGAGGCAACUCAUGCUGUCCAAGAUAACUAAUGAGAUCCUCACGCUAGUUAGCGCGAAGUGUAUCAACCCGAAAUCUAAAAAGCGGUAUCCUCCUACUAUGAUUUACAAAACGCUAACAGAACUUAAAUUCAAUGUAGUACUAAAUAAGUCCGCAAAAAUCCAGGCACUUGACGCGAUAAAGCUGCUUGUUUUAAAACAGCUUAUCCCAAUUGUAAGGGCGAAGAUGAAGGUUAAAGUAAGAGUCCCUAAACAAGGCAACGAUGACCUCAUCGAAAAACUAAACAGAUUAAUCAGUAGAACAGGAGACUCAGUAGCGCCGGAAGAGGAACCGCAGUUCUGGGAGAAAUCUGGGCUAAUAGACCCUGUAAGCUAUAGGGAAAUAAGUGCUCUCUGUAAUAAAGUAGGAGUAUUGCAAGUGCUCGAUAUGGCUGUCAUUGACGAUUCUAAUGAAUAA